Oncorhynchus gorbuscha (pink salmon) is the source of this 2046-nucleotide messenger RNA. RefSeq names its product LEM domain containing 1 (gene lemd1). The transcript is spliced from 11 exons. Gene Ontology annotation, molecular function: DNA binding. Lineage: Eukaryota; Metazoa; Chordata; Actinopteri; Salmoniformes; Salmonidae. Bases 241 to 1449 code for a protein of 402 amino acids. The record is from RefSeq and is a predicted model, not a curated record.
CAAGAAGCAACACAAGUCAUUCGGCGCCAAAUCAGAGAAACAGCCGACAACCGUGCCUUCACUGCAGUACCAGUCAAACAAAGGCAGCACCUGUUUCUCCCGCUGGGUGACGCGGUAGCUAGCUAGCAACGAUUGCUGGUUCAUUGGCAUUGGACCGUCUCUUUACUUCAAUAGCUAGCUUGCUAAACAAGUUGGCAUAUUGCUUGCUUUGGUGUAUUGGUCGGCCCCUGGACGCGUGACAUGCCCGUGUUUGUAGAAGACCCCGCUCAGUUCUCCAAGCCGAGACUGAAGUCGGAGUUAAUAGCCCACAAAGUCACCCUGCCUGCGGUGGAGAGCAAGAAGCAAGUUUAUGUGGAACUAUAUUUGAAACAUAUCGUUCAGAAAAGUGCUGCAGAUUUCUCUAGUGAUGAGGAAGAUGACGAUGUUGUGGAAGUACAGGACAGUCAGGACUUUGAAGAGGAGAAAGAUCCAGAGAUGUUAGACCCCAGUGUACUGACAGAUGAUGAGCUUAAGACCACACUACUCAAAUAUGGAGUGGAAGUUGGACCCAUUGUAGCCACCACUAGGUCUAUAUAUGAGAGGAAGUUGCAGAGGCUACUAAAACCUGCCCAGCCCAGGCAGAACGGUGGCACAGGGGAUGCAGACCAGUACUCAGACAGUGAAGGGGACGAAGAGUCAGUUUCACAACAAGGAAGCCCAGAGACGGUUUCAUUAAUGGAGGAAAACCUGCACGUUGACAUGCGGAUGGUACCACACUCAUGGAAUAAUAAAAACACGGAAUAUCGCUAUCAUCAGUGUUUUAUGCCUUCGUCCAGAAUGGUGUCGCCCCAGUCUGUGUCUCUGAGAUGUGGUUGUGAUGUUGACUCCUCUUUGUCCUCUAAGAGCUUCAGCAUUACUCAAAUGGUGGAGGAGUUUGAGAGUCGGAUCCCUCUCUCCAGUAGUGGACCAGAAAUCAAGCGAGGGAACAACAGGAGUAGUAAUCAAGGACCUUGCCCCAGGCCCUACUGGCAGGAAGUGGCGACGGUGGACAAGUAUACGAUGACUAACAGAUCCCUAUUCAUCACCCCUAAGACAUCCCUUUUCAAACGGCAAAUCAAGGAGCCAGUCACAGAUGUUCUGAUGGAGAUGUUCCCAGAGACAGAACCCACACCAACUGGCAUUGCUGCCACCCGUCGGAGGCCUAUCAAGGGUGCAGCGGGGCGACCGGUCCAGUUUAAAUACCCAGACCUCCCUGCUAGUCCCAUGACCCUACAGCGAUGGGCAGUGGAGCAUCGCCUGGUUCCUCUGUGGGUCCAGAUCCUGGUCUUCUUCAUCCUGGCCUGUCUCCUCUACCUCAUCUAUGCUGCCAUGGAGGAUAGCUUGGCCAAUCCCUUUGUGACUUUGCUGGACAACCUCAGCAUGGAGACGGGGACGGAGACUGAGGGGCUGUCCCUCCAGGCUGAACCCUAGGAUAUUCCUCUGCUCGUUCUCUAGGGAGGCAUAAUUCCCCUGCUCCUCCUCAAUACUCUACACAUUGGUUUACAGUUGUUGUGCGGAACAUCAUUUUGUUACCAUCAUUCAAAGCCUUUAAAAAAAAAUCUACAUAUAUAUAUAUGGCUCUGGUGUCAUUCUCCUUUGGACAAUCCUGUUGGUUCGAAAAUGUUACGGUGAAACCUACUGUGCUGUUCAAAUGCAUACAGGAUCAGUGCAAGUGCAGAAAACAAAUGACUAGGCCUACAUUUUUUUAAAUAAUAAAAACAUGUAUGAAAUUUGUAACUUGAGUUUUUGUACUUCUAUUAAAUAUGUCUCAAUGACAAAUUCAUGGAGUUACAGUAUAAGCUACACUGUUGGUUUUGUUUGUGGCCUUGUUAUCAAAAACAAGUAAAGUGUUAUGUGGAGUUCACCAAAGAUGUGGUCAAGACAAAAUGUCAGGGACUUCAGUGUAAUAUGAAACAUGCAAGUUGUUUUUUGUUUUUUCAAGAGUUGCUUAUUGUGUAGUUGUCUGAGUUAAUUUGAAUAAAGAGCAUUUGACAUGUUCUGUCUAAUAAAACAAGUGCUACAUGGCAA